UUUAGGUAUUUCAAUAGUUAUAGCUUUACAAUCAUACUACCUUGUAUUAUAUAAAAAUGGUGCUGUUACGAACAUUUGCCUUUUUGUUGUUUUUAUUGUGUGCAACGGGUGCUUUUUCGCAGAUCCAUGAUGAAGGAUUUUGCUAUCAGCAAUAUAUACCACCUCACAACGGAUUUCCCCAGGCGAUCUGUCGUAGACCGAUAGGAGGAAAUCCCACAUUUCGGGAUGUUUUUAUAAGAAAUGCACUUACUUGUUGCCGUAGAAGAGCAGCAGCAGGAUGGGGGGAUGACUCGAGUUGUAAGCCUUGUUCUGCAAUCCGAGGUUUUCUUUCACCGUGGGGUGAUUGGUCACGUUGCAGUAAGUCAUGUGGCAGAGGAGAGCAGCGGCGCAUCAGGUAUUGUAGCAACGGGGUCUGUGCCGGCGUGAGAGGACGACGACAAUCAGAAACUCGGACUUGCGUUUGGAAAACUUGCUGUCCUGAUGAUGGUAACUGGGCUUCUUGGUCUCAUUGGAGCGACUGCAGUGAAUCGUGCGGAGAUGGAUUGCAAUAUCGUACCAGGACUUGUUCAAAUCCCUCUCCACGUUGUGGAGGAGACCCAUGUAGUGGAUUUCCACGUCAAAUGCAACGAUGUCAAAUAGGACCAUGUGCAAAAUGGAGCUCGUGGGUGACAUCUGGUGUUUGUAGUGUUACUUGUGGAAUUGGAACCAUGAUGAGAUCACGAUUUUGUUACAGUCCAAUGGGAGAUGAAUGCGAGGGAGAAUCUAUCGAUUUUUAUCCAUGCAGUGUUGGUUCUUGUGUUGUCGACGGAAAGUGGUGUAGCUGGAGCUCAUGGUCUACCUGCACCACGACCUGUAAUCAUUCAAUCGGGACACGAAAAAGAAGUAGAUCCUGCGCAUGUCCUGCCCCAGAGAAUGAAGGAAGAGAAUGUUCAGGAUCUGACGGCGAUGUUGAACAGUGCUUGUCAAAAACAUUGUGUCCAAUCGAUGGAGACUGGAGUCUUUGGUCUAGUUGGAGUUCUUGUUCGUCUGAAAGAUGUUCUCUACAACCUGGGACACGAUCUCGUAGCAGGGCAUGUGAUAAUCCCAUGCCUAAAUACGGAGGACAAAAAUGCAGAGGCAAGUCGGAGGUGAAGCAAGAGUGUCUCAAUCUUGAAAGCUGCCAGGUUGAGGGUGUUUAUGGACAAUGGUCAGCAUGGUCACCAUGUACGUCGUCUUGUGGUUCAUGCGGAAUUAAACUCCGAACAAGAAAAUGCAUACACAUGGUCGAGGCACCAAACACCGAAAUUAUUGGCAACCCUGAAAUAUUUUGCGACAGCGACAAGGAAUUGGGAACUGAAUCCUGUUAUACAGGGCUUUGUCCGGACGGCUCAAAUCCUUGUGGAUCUGUUGCUUUGCCAGCUGACGAUAAAAGUCAGGAAAACGCAGUCAUAGAAGAUAAUUUUGAUAUGUACCAACGAUCCGAUCAAAAAACGGGUGAUGUGGCUGAGGCCUCGACAGAUUAUUCCGACAAUUCAUAUGAUUAUUCACAUGGAUACAAUUACUAUAGUGGGGACCAUAAUUAUGAAGUAUCAAAAUACUCAAGCUAUGAUUACGACCAAACGCACGAAUCCAACGGUUUUAAUGUGAACAGUGAAGAUGUUGUGCCCGACUCUUGGACUAGACUUGAUCUUCCAUUAGAUGGCAACAUCGACGACAAUGUUCCGGUUAGAGCGUUGGAAAGUGAGGAUGAUGAUGAGACGCCUAAUAGCGACAGCGUGAAUGAAUACGAAGAAGAUGACGACACAAUGGCACGUUUUGAGGAUUCGGUAUCUUCAGGCGAAGGACCUGAUUCUCCAUUAGAAAUAUUGCACGAAGACCAAAUAGCCGGUUGCAACGAAAUGAAUAACUUGAAAGGAAAAAAAUUAUCGAGGGCAAAAGGUUGUUGUGAAGUUCUGGCUCAUGGUAUGAACAACAGCGAUGUAUAUUCGCCAGAAAGGCUGGAAGAAUGCUUUACCUUGCACUUCCAAGCGGCAGUAGAUCAUGCGGAUUCAAUGUACGAUGCAGACCAAUUGUACGACAAUGACAUACUCACUGGUCGGGGUGUUCAGCGCAAUACCUGUAUAUACGAGAAAAAUGAAAGAUUUCUGCAAACCAUAUGCUGCUUAAUGAAAGAUUGUAAUACGUGGAAAAAUGGGAGAUUGCGAUAUCAAUGCAAGGUGUGCAGAGGUCUUGACAGCUGUCAAUCGUGUCUCCAUUUGCUCAUAAGCGGAUAAAAAGUGAUGUCCAAAUAAUGAUAUAUAAACGUUCUUUAACUUAUUUUUCAUGCUUUCUUCACGUUGCUAAUUACUUGCAUUCAUUAAACUUAAUCACGCUAAACAGACAGAUAUUGAAUGCAAUGAAAAAUUCUUUGAUUUUGGGGUCGAUCACAUGGUGACAGCAAAUACAAAAUUAUGUUUUCAACCAUGAGUAAUGAGUAGAAUAAAUUUGGUUUCCUAAAAUAAAUAUAGUCUUACUCCUGUCGAAAUUUUACGGACUUUUUUCUUCAGAUGUUUGUAAUUUUGGUCUUCGAAGCAAUAUUAUUAAAUUUAAUGGAAUUACAAUCAAGGAUAAACAAAUAUUCGUUGUUUCUGUCAUAUUUGUUCACAGAUUAUUUACAUCUAUUGCCGUUUUCAUAACAUUCUAUAAUGUACAUAUUUUUUCUCAUAUAAAAAUUUUGUUUUCCGUCUAUAUACCGUUGAAUUUUGCCUCAGUGUAAUGUUCUAUAUUUUCAGUGUUCUUUAUUUUUUCUAGUUCGAAAAGAUAGAAUAAAAAGUUUUGUAGAGUUGUUUUAAAA
Molecule: messenger RNA, 2812 nt
Organism: Styela clava
Lineage: Eukaryota; Metazoa; Chordata; Ascidiacea; Stolidobranchia; Styelidae
Product: properdin-like
Source: RefSeq, a predicted model, not a curated record